AUGCCUGAACUGGCUAAGUCUGCUCCUGCCCCUAAAAAGGGCUCUAAAAAAGCUGUGACCAAGGCCCAGAAGAAGGACGGCAAGAAGCACAAGUGCAGCCGCAAGGAGAGCUACUCUCAGUACAUGUACAAGGUGCUGAAGCAAGUCCAUCCCGACACCCGCAUCUCGUCCAAGGCCAUGGGAAUCAUGAACUCUUUCGUCAACGACAUUUUCGAGCACAUCGCUGGCGAGGCAUUGUGCCUGCCCCGCAACCGCUCUGGCCGUGUUAGAUCCGCUUCAGGUAAAGCCAACUCACGCUCUGCACGGACUUGGAAAAGCUGCCCUAUGCCAACUCUGAUCUCUCGCACCUUGCGCCAAUCUGCGGCCACCUGCACUUUGCGGGACGUUGCGCUGGGAGGCGCUCCCCGGAGUCCGCACUAG
Messenger RNA from Bubalus bubalis (water buffalo), 420 nucleotides. Its product is annotated as histone H2B type 1-L-like. Gene Ontology annotation, cellular component: nucleosome. The coding region runs from base 1 to 420 and encodes 139 amino acids. The record is from RefSeq and is a predicted model, not a curated record. Lineage: Eukaryota; Metazoa; Chordata; Mammalia; Artiodactyla; Bovidae. Gene Ontology annotation, molecular function: DNA binding; protein heterodimerization activity; structural constituent of chromatin. The transcript is spliced from 2 exons.